This is a messenger RNA of Zerene cesonia (dogface butterfly), 2689 nucleotides long. It is a transcript of the gene Ubc2, whose product is annotated as ubiquitin-conjugating enzyme E2-24 kDa. Gene Ontology annotation, molecular function: ubiquitin conjugating enzyme activity. Gene Ontology annotation, biological process: protein polyubiquitination. Gene Ontology annotation, cellular component: nucleus. Lineage: Eukaryota; Metazoa; Arthropoda; Insecta; Lepidoptera; Pieridae. The record is from RefSeq and is a predicted model, not a curated record. The transcript has 5 exons. Bases 418 to 981 code for a protein of 187 amino acids.
CAUAGAGUUUACAGAAUUUAUUGCAAUAGCAACUCGCCGGUUUUUUUAUAAACAUGUCGGAAAGUGGUUGUGCAUGAAUUUGUGAAAACAUUUUAGCUUUAUAGAUUUGAGUUUCAUAAAUAUCUGCUUUUUAAUUUUAAGUCAUACUUAUUUAUACAUCAAACCAGAGUAAAUCAGUUAACAUUGUUUAGUUGCUGGGAAAGUAAAACGCUUUGCGCUUAUGCAGUACGGAUCAACAACUAACACGGACUUUUGAAUAACAUCUUUCACAGGAGUAGUAUAUAUUCUGGAUGCGUUUCUUUUUAAUACGUACCGAGAUCCUUCUAUUUAUUUGAAUUGGGUCAUUGGUGAGCAAAAAAAUUGUAAAUUAUCGGAUAACGCCAGCCCACAAGAUGGCCGACUGUUAUUCGUAAGAUAAUGUCUGGUGAGUCUGGUUCAUCAGGAAGUGGAACGGGUCGAGGCAGAGGUAGUGCAGUAACGGAUAAACCUGAUUCGAAAGAGAACAAACCAAACCCAAAAAUGUCAAAGGCACUUGGUACUUCAGCGAAGAGGAUUCAGAAGGAGUUGGCGGAAAUCACACUGGACCCACCGCCAAACUGUAGCGCUGGACCAAAAGGGGACAACUUAUACGAGUGGGUUUCAACCAUUUUAGGGCCACCUGGUUCAGUGUAUGAAGGUGGUGUGUUCUUCCUAGAUAUACAUUUCUCACCUGAAUAUCCCUUUAAACCACCUAAGGUGACAUUCAGGACUAGGAUAUACCACUGCAAUAUAAACAGUCAGGGAGUUAUAUGUUUGGAUAUUUUAAAGGACAACUGGUCGCCGGCUCUCACUAUAUCUAAAGUACUGCUCUCCAUUUGCUCAUUACUGACUGAUUGUAAUCCAGCGGACCCGCUGGUGGGCAGCAUCGCGACGCAGUACCUGCAGAACAGAGAGGAGCACGAUCGCAUCGCGCGCCUGUGGACCAAGCGCUACGCGACAUGAUUGCGUUGCCUAGCAACCGACCAUGCCACACUCAACCACACUCGGUCCAUCCUUACGCAAGCUUGUCUUUACCUACUGUAUGCAUGUCUCGACAUAUCUGUUGCACACCAUGGACGGAAUAUGGGUUUGGUUUAUUCCCCUUUAGUAUUACCUGUGUAAUUUAACUAUGUGUUUAUUGUACUUGGAUUUAAUGAGCGAACAAAUGUUUGGACAUCUAUGUAUCAUCUCAGUUAGAGCUUGGUUUAUAGAACCCCUCUUCCGCCCGUGAAUUUAGCUGUGAUUAGAUUAUAAUUUGAUCGUGUUAAGAGAUGGUUUGGGUCGGCUCAAAACGUAUAUGUCGAGAUGCAUUAUUGUAAGGCUUUAUGGUAUUUAGUUGCAAUUAAUGUGAAUAAACGCUUGGAUAUGUCCAUUUGUAUAAUUUAGGUGAUUUUAAAAUCUAUUGUAUUUGUUCUAUUGAAUUGAGUCUAUUUUUGCCGCAAUAUAGCGAUGAUCUCAAACGCAACUGCAAACGAUAACUACUUAAUAAUAAAUAAUUAAUAUGUAUUGGUUUACACUAUCUCAAUAUAUUUUCAGGGUUUAUUUAUGUGAUCAGUCAUAUGUAUGUGAUUUUUAAAUGUUGAUUUAAAUGUGUGAUUGUAUUAAAUUACAAAGUGAUAGGAGGAUAUGUGAAGAUUCUUAUAGCACAAGAAUUCAUAAAUUUACGUAUGUUGAGUGUAAACUCGAGAGGUACCAAUUCCUGGUGUUUGACUUUAAAAUUUCGUGCUAAUUUGCGGUUACGACGUUUUUUAUUUCAUUUAUAGGUAUUUAUAGGUUCAUAAUUGCUUUUCUAACUUGGCUGAAAAUGUCGUCUGUAAUUAGAAAAGAAAUUUAUGAACUUUUGACUCAUUUGAAGUGUUUAGAUUUCGCAAUUUCCUAUAGAUAUUAAAACAACAUUGCAACGCAUUAUAAAAGCGAUGAUGAAAUUAAACAUUACAAUUUGUGAAUACUUUUAUUUGGAUAUUUAUGAAAUCUAAAACACAUUGGGCAUAGUGUUAAAGGUCUCACAAAAUUAUUCAAUUCUACAUGUGGUCGUGUCUAUUUAUUUUUAUAAAAGAAACCAAUAGUUAUAUUUUUGGUCAGAGUGAACAUAUCAUAUUUUUCUUUUGAAAUGAUAUAAAUGUUAAACUGAUUCGCGGUAUUAGUGCCAAAUCUGUGCAGGCACUUCACUCCAUAGAUCACUGAUCAUUUUCAUGAAUAUUCCGUUUAGAAUGUAAACAGUUAUUAGUCGUAAGUUAUUUUAUUGUUUAGGUAAUGUAUAAUGUAUGUCUUAACCCUAGUUUUAAAGUAUAGUAAUUAGCUAUGUAAUUUUUAGCCAAGCGUAUGUCGCGACUAUGUGAAUGUUACGGAUAUAGCUAAAAGGAAUCGAUUUAACUUGUGAUCAUUUGACGUGUGUUUGGUGCUGUGAGUGUCAGAUCGCUUUCGACAUACGAUGGAUAUGAAUACCGAACCCGUAUUCGUGACUGGAAUAUAUUUUGUCAAUGUGAUUUUUUAAUUAUUUUUUAACUGUGACGUAAUGUGUUGCUUGCAAGACAACAGCUGUUAUCGACGCGACUGAUGUUCCUUGAAACUCGAUGUUGAUAAACUCUAAACUCUUAUAAUCAUCUUUUGUUAAAAUUUAUAUCAUGGUAUAAAAUAGGAAAAUAAAAAUGUGUGUAACUAGAACACUUAA